This is a messenger RNA of Alligator sinensis (Chinese alligator), 2028 nucleotides long. RefSeq names its product serine and arginine rich splicing factor 9 (gene SRSF9). Gene Ontology annotation, molecular function: mRNA binding. The record is from RefSeq and is a predicted model, not a curated record. NCBI's taxonomy places the organism in Eukaryota, Metazoa, Chordata, Crocodylia, Alligatoridae. Gene Ontology annotation, cellular component: ribonucleoprotein complex; nucleus; cytoplasm.
ACCGGGCCCUGGAUGGACCCCGCUCAGCUCACGAGGGGCAGCCGCCGCCGGGCCCGGGCCUCCCUCCCCGCUACGGCCUCCGGGCCUGGGCUCCCCUCUUCUCCCCUGGAGGCGGAGGGGGCUGGGGGCGCGGCCCGGCCAGGCCCGCCGAAGGGGUCCCGCGGGGCUGAACCCCUCAGCCGUGGCCUCCCGGUUAAAACUCCCCAAACAAGCCCCCGGGGGGGAGGCGCCGCUCCGCGCGCAGCGGGCGGGGUGGGUUGAGGGCCCUUAGAGCCGGGCGGUGUUCAGCGGGGCGCGGGGAAUGGCCAGGAGGAUCAUGUCUGCUUCGGCCCAUGUUCCCCGCGAGGACUCUGCCUCGAGCCUGUGAAUCACCUUGAGCAGCGGAGUGUCUUUCAGAGGGGCAGCCCGGCUGCAUGGGAAGGCAUCCAGCAAGGCAUCUUAAGUCAGUCAUUCCAGAGAUGGGCACCGGAAUUGAACACAUGUAUCUUGCUAUUGCUGUAUGUAGAGGUGGCAGUAUCCUCCUUGUCCCAUCUGAUAUUCUUCUGCAUAAACUUCCAAAGAUCACAUCACUCUGCAAUAAAGUAUUGCAUUGGAAAAUUAUAUUCACUUGUUUAUCCCCCAUGAUCCCAAAGUCUUUACAUAGCGAGUACAUUCAAAGGUGCAGUCUCCCAUCUUUGGCCCUAAUUUUAUUUAUUGAUGCCUUUAUGACAAAGGCUGGCUCUGGGAGAUCUAGGAGGAAACCCAGCAAGACUCAACAAAGACAAGAUGCAGAAGAUGCAGUUUAUGGGAGAAAUGGGUAUGAUUAUGGAGAGUGUCGAUUGCGUGUUGAGUUCCCUAGAUCAUACAGAGGACGGGGUGGAGAUUUUGGUGGAGGACCCCGGGGAAGGAAUGGCCCUCCAUCACGACGUUCUGAAUUUCGAGUUCUUGUUUCAGGGCUUCCUCCAUCAGGCAGUUGGCAGGACCUGAAGGAUCACAUGCGUGAAGCUGGUGAUGUUUGUUAUGCAGAUGUACAGAAAGAUGGAAUGGGUAUAGUUGAAUUUCUCCGUAAGGAAGAUAUGGAGUACGCACUGCGUAAACUGGAUGACACCAAAUUCCGAUCUCAUGAGGGUGAAACUUCCUAUAUCAGAGUCUGUCCUGAAAGAAUUUCCAGCUAUGGCUACUCACGGUCCCGUUCUGGGUCAAGGGGUCGUGAUUCUCCAUACCAAAGCAGGGGAUCACCACGGUACUCCUCCCCCUUCAGGCCAUACUGAUUGCAUCCAACAACAGGGACUUCUUAAAAUGUGAACUGAGCUUCUUUCUGCUCGGAAUUUACAUUCCAAAACUGAUGGAUAGUUUUUCGUAGGAACUCUUUUUUUUAUUCAAUAAAAAUCUUUUUUUUAUGAUUUACAGUUCUUACUAGGGCAAUGUUGGCAACACUUUGAAAAGUUGCAGUUUCAUUUUGGUGUUUUGUUUGAAAACAUGUCAAGGGUUUAUUUUUUCCCUCCUAGCUGAGGAAAAGUAAACUCAAAAACUUGUGCAGUUAUCUCCUGGCCUGCAGGAUGGUGCUAAACAGUAAUGGAGUGACUGUACAGCUCAGCCUGUUGUGUAGAAAUAUAUUUAAAUGUUUUAGUAACUCACCAGUGGUGGUUGUCUUUUAUGUGAGGAUUGUAUUAAAAAGAGGUGGGAGUAGAUGCAAGCUCUGUCCCAUGCCCACUGGGUACCCAUCUGCUUAAGAAGGGAGAACAGUUUUCAGUAGCAAAAUUAUGCAGUCUAGGGUAGCAGAGGGAAAAACAGUGCCUGAAGACAUUUUCUUUUCAGAGAAACUAAUCCUAUUUCAAAAGAGGGAAAGCUUACUGCAUUAAGAGAAAAAGAAGAUAGCAAUUAGAAUGCUGCUAAGUAGCUUGUUAGUUGCAGGUUUCCGUGUUUGUUUGGUGGGUUUGGUUUUUUUUUUGGGGGGGGUUGUUUUUUUUAAACACAUCAACCAAGUAUUCUCUAUGCUUGUAAUAAUCUAAUUUGGUUUAUAAAUAACUCAACUACAGUACAGAAAAA